Anisakis simplex (herring worm) is the source of this 1116-nucleotide messenger RNA. The record is from the annotation of a GenBank genome assembly. NCBI's taxonomy places the organism in Eukaryota, Metazoa, Nematoda, Chromadorea, Rhabditida, Anisakidae.
AUGUACACGAGGAUCGAUUGUUUGGAAGCAAGUGAGAUGCAGACGAGUAAAUCUGCAGGAUUUCUACCAAAAGUAAAUGGUGCAGAUGGCUCAAAUUAUGAAUCGAAUUGCUUGGUGCAGCUACCUCAAAUUGAUUUUAAUUAUCGUGGAAUGAAGAUUACGAUCUUCAAGAAUGGCGACAUUUAUGACUGUGGUACAACUGUGGUCGUAUCGAGACAUCAGUUCAAACACUGGAUCAUUUUUCUGGAUCAUUUGAGUAAGAAACUGAAACUGCUUGCACCUGUACAUAAACUGUUUACAACAGACGGACUGGUCGUUAGACAGUUCGAAGCACUCCAGAAUGGUGGUCAUUACGUGGCCGUCUCUCAAGGACCGUUCAUUGCGAUCGAAUAUGGCAGAGCGAUUGUUGAGGGUGGUAAUCGAGACCGCCGAUGGAACGCCGAUCCACACUGCAUCAAAAAGGAUAUUGGUACUCUCGAUUCAGCCGAAUCAGUCGAUAUUUAUUUGCGCCGUUGUGGAUACAGCUCUAAAACGGGUCUACCAUUCCCCUGGGACGAACCUAAAGUUACCAAUACUCAUCCACAAUCUCAAGUUCCUUCGAGGAUUCCAGUCAGAGGUCAACCUAGAUGUCAAACCAGAGAAGGUUCCGAUUAUUCGUAUGCGUCAGGAUAUGGUUCAUAUGGGCCAGGCUCUGGAUACUGUUAUGGUCAAGUCCGCGCUCGUAAUGAUCCACGAAUUCAGUGUACGUCAAGUAACAUGAUGCUCGGGGUACCUUUGUCGAAAUCUUGCCCCAAAACUCUGGCUUUAGAACGAUACAGUGGUGCUACUGGAGUGAAUUGGAGGGAUCUGGACGUUGACGGGCAACGAAAUGAGCCGAUCGUCGAAGAGCAGACUAGUGAUCAGCUGUUGAUCGAUGAUGAUCAGAAUAGAAAGGAUCAACAAAAUGAUAACAAUAUUAAUGAUAAUGAAACUGUCAGUAAUAUCCCAAAAAAUCCAGAUAAAUUCACUUCUCUGACGAGAAAAUCGCAGCCAAAGAAUAUCCCUCCUGCUCAGCCACGGAUCAGAUACGAUCCGGACUUUGUGGACUUCGACUUCUUUUCUGGGAUCACCUUCUGA